Messenger RNA from Sarcophilus harrisii (Tasmanian devil), 9562 nucleotides. It is a transcript of the gene BICD1, whose product is annotated as BICD cargo adaptor 1. The coding region runs from base 642 to 3587 and encodes 981 amino acids. Gene Ontology annotation, biological process: positive regulation of receptor-mediated endocytosis; protein localization to organelle; regulation of microtubule cytoskeleton organization. NCBI's taxonomy places the organism in Eukaryota, Metazoa, Chordata, Mammalia, Dasyuromorphia, Dasyuridae. Gene Ontology annotation, cellular component: cytosol; Golgi apparatus. Gene Ontology annotation, molecular function: dynactin binding; dynein intermediate chain binding; cytoskeletal adaptor activity. The transcript has 11 exons. The record is from RefSeq and is a predicted model, not a curated record.
UCUGCCAGUAGCCUGAAAGAGGCCGCCUGGGGGCUGUUCAGGGAGACCAGAGUCUCCUUUUAACCCCCUUCCUCCCUCCCUCUCUCCUUCUCUGCCUUUCUCCCAUUUGUUUCCUUCCGGAAGAGAGUGGAAGGGAGGGGGCCUGGACCGCAUCCUUCUGCUUCGCAGCUGCAGGGCCAGAGGAGCAGGUGGAGAGUAAAGAGGAGCGCCGGCGGCGGAGUGCAGAGACCGCAGUGACGCUGCCCUGAAGAGAUGGCGGCCCCGCGCCUCUGAAUAAGCAAAAUCCCAGCCUGUCUCCAGCUGCUGCCGCCGCCGCCGCAGCGCAGCGCCAUGGUGCACCGCUGCUGAAAGGCAAAGGAGGGACCAGUCCCGGCGACAAAUAAAUGGUGCAGCAACUGCAACCCCUUCCAGAUUUUCUUCUUUUGAUUCUCCAUAUUAAAUUUCCCUUCAAAUAUUCAGCCUCUGUAGUUGCUGCUGGUAGAAAAGCUUCUGAGGAAGCAUUCUCCCCUUUAACUACCUCCCUCUUUAUUUUCCUUCUCUCCUCAUCCUAAUUUCUUUCCCGGGCCCCACCCCACCCCCUGCAUCUUUUCUUCCCUCCCGCGUCCACUCAUCCCCUCCCCUUUCCAUCCAUCACAACAGCUAUGGCUGCAGAGGAGGUUUUGCAGAGCGUGGAUCAUUAUAAGACUGAGAUCGAAAGGUUGACUAAGGAGCUCACUGAAACAACCCACGAAAAGAUACAGGCUGCUGAAUAUGGCCUGGUGGUCUUGGAAGAGAAGCUCACUCUGAAACAGCAGUAUGAUGAGCUGGAAGCUGAAUACGAUGGCCUUAAGCAAGAGCUAGAGCAGCUGAAAGAGGCAUUUGGACAGUCAUUUUCCAUACAUCGCAAAGUAGCUGAAGAUGGAGAGACUCGUGAAGAAACACUCCUGCAAGAAUCUGCUUCCAAGGAAGCCUACUAUCUGGGAAAGAUUCUGGAAAUGCAGAAUGAGUUGAAGCAGAACAGGACUGUGGUCACCAACAUUCAAGCAGAGAAUGAGAGACUCACAGCUAUUGUUCAGGAUCUGAAAGAGAACAAUGAGGUGUUAGAGCUGCAGAGAAUAAGAAUGAAGGAUGAAAUUCGAGAAUACAAGUUUCGAGAAACCCGCCUCCUUCAGGACUACACUGAAUUGGAAGAGGAAAAUAUAACUUUACAGAAGUUAGUGUCCACAUUGAAACAAAACCAGGUGGAAUAUGAAGGCUUAAAGCAUGAAAUUAAACGAUUUGAGGAAGAGAUGGUAUUGCUAAAUAGCCAGCUAGAAGAUGCCAUCCGCUUGAAAGAAAUUGCUGAGCACCAACUAGAAGAAGUCCUGGAAACUUUAAAAAAUGAAAGAGAACAAAAGAACAACCUGAGGAAGGAACUCUCCCAGUAUAUUAAUCUUAAUGAAAGUGUGUACAAUAAUCAUAUCAAUAUCUCAGUAGAUGGACAAAAAUUUGCAGAGGAUAUGAAUGAACCAAACAAUGAUGACAAAAUGAAUGGACAUAUCCAUGGGCCACUUGUAAAACUGAAUGGAGAUUAUCGGACUCCAGGAAGGAAAGGAGAAACCCUACACCCUGUCUCUGACUUAUUCAGUGAGCUUAACAUUUCAGAAAUGCAAAAACUGAAGCAGCAACUUAUGCAGGUAGAGCGAGAAAAAGCCAUUCUUCUAGCCAAUCUUCAAGAGUCUCAAACUCAACUUGAACACACAAAGGGGGCACUAACAGAACAGCAUGAGCGGGUUCAUAAGCUGACAGAACAUGUCAAUGCCAUGAGGGGCCUACAGAGCAACAAAGAACUGAAGGGAGAGCUGGAUUGUGAGAAGGGCAGGAACUCAGGGGAACAAACUCAUGAUUAUGAAGUUGAUAUCAAUGGCUUAGAAAUUCUUGAAUGCAAAUAUAAGGUUGCUGUUACAGAGGUGAUUGAUCUGAAAGCUGAAAUUAAGGCCUUGAAAGAGAAAUACAAUAAAUAUGUAGAAAACUACACAGAAGAAAAGACCAAAUAUGAGAGCAGGAUCCAAAUGUAUGAUGAGCAAGUGACAAAUCUGGAGAAAACUACAAAAGAGAGUGGUGAGAAAAUGGUCCAUAUAGAAAAAGAGUUGCAAAGGAUGACAAGUAUAGCUAAUGAAAACCAUAAUACCCUUAAUACAGCCCAAGAUGAACUUGUGACAUUUAGUGAAGAGUUAGCUCAACUUUACCACCAUGUAUGUCUGUGUAACAAUGAGACUCCCAAUAGGGUCAUGUUGGACUAUUACAGGCAAAGCAGAGUAACCCGCAGUGGAAGCCUGAAAGGACCAGAUGAUCCCAGGGGACUUUUGUCACCACGGCUCACCAGGAGAAGUAUGGUGUCAUCUGUAGAAACAAGAACCCAAUCAGAAUCAGUUUUGAAAGAAAACACAGAGGCCAAUAAAGAACAAAGUCCAACCAAAACACCAACAAUCUCUCCUGUCAUUACUGCCCCUCCUUCAUCUCCAGUGUCAGACACCAAUGAUAUUCGAAAAGAACCAAUGAAUAUCUACAAUUUGAAUGCCAUUAUUAGGGACCAAAUUAAACAUCUACAGAAAGCAGUGGACCGAUCAUUACAAUUAUCACGUCAACGAGCAGCUGCAAGAGAACUGGCUCCAAUGAUAGACAAAGACAAGGAAGCCUUAAUGGAAGAGAUUCUGAAAUUAAAGUCACUACUGAGCACAAAACGGGAGCAGAUAGCCACAUUGAGGGCAGUGUUAAAAGCCAACAAACAGACUGCUGAGGUGGCCCUAGCUAACCUGAAGAAUAAAUACGAAAAUGAAAAAACAAUGGUGACUGAGACGAUGACAAAACUUAGAAAUGAAUUGAAGGCCUUGAAAGAAGAUGCAGCAACUUUCUCAUCCUUGCGUGCCAUGUUUGCAACCAGAUGUGAUGAAUAUGUUACCCAAUUGGAUGAAAUGCAAAGACAGUUAGCAGCUGCAGAGGACGAGAAGAAGACACUAAAUUCACUCUUACGGAUGGCUAUUCAGCAAAAACUCGCCUUGACUCAGCGACUGGAAGACUUAGAGUUUGACCAUGAGCAGUCCCGACGAAGCAAAGGCAAGCUUGGAAAGAACAAGAUCGGCAGCCCUAAAGUAAGUGGGGAGGCAUCAGCCACCGUGCCCACCAUAGACACUUUCUUCCUGCAUAGUCAGGGCCCACAGCCACCAAACAUACUGGUCAGCAGUGGCACUCAGAGGAAAAGACAAUUUUCACCUUCCCUUUGUGAUCAGAACCAUCCCAGGACUUCAGGGGCUUUCUACCAUCAGCAUUUAUUAAGAGUCCCCCCUGAUCCCACCUCCACAGAAUCAUUUCUUCUGAGGGGCCCCCCUUCCCUGAGUGAAUUCAUCCAAGGGUACCGGCUCAACAAGGAAAAAAAGUUAACUGUGGCACCACCAGCAAAACAAGAUUGUCAGCAGCCUGCUGCCUCCAUAUCGCCACAAUGCUCACAACUAGCCAGGAGGCAAGACUGCCAGACUAUCAGUUCUAAUGUCAUUCUCCCUGAAGAGCAGCCACAUUCCAGCUCUCAGUGUGCCCCUCUCAACUGUCUUUCUCAGCCUCCUAAUCCCUAGUCUUCAUCUUCAACAGACAAAAAAAUGGAAUGGAAUUUGUACAACCAUUAUGUAGACUACUUCCCAAGAUUCAGCAGGCAUUUCUGCCUGAUUGGGAACAUGAAUAAAACUUGGUUCAUUUCUACACUAUUGGAAAUCAAGAGAAGAUUGAGAAGUAUACUUAUAAGUACAGAGGCCAGUCUGACAGGACACUUGAUGGUUUCUCUGAUCAUGUACAAACUUAGCUAAAGAAUGUUCUGUGAUAAGAACUUUAAAAAAAGAAAAGAAAGAAAAAGAAAAUUUUGUUUUCAGAUGCUUAGUUCUAUCUCUGUAAUAAGCCAAUAUAAAAUAAAUGGUAGACAAAUCAUAAAAUCCUAUCAUCCUCAGUCAGCCGUAGAAUUCUGAUUCAGAUUUUUUUUUCAGGCAAUGGUAUUUAUUUUAUUUUUAUUUAUUUAUACCACAAUUUUUGUUAGUAAACUAUAAACCAAUUGUGGAAAGAGUAUAUGUACAUUUUUAUGUUUAAAUAAGGAAAAUUAGCUGAAUUAACUUUGAUUUUAAUUAUUUAAAAUUGGCCUGAAUUUGGCCAUUUUUAUGCACAAAAUAAAAAAUUAUGGUUCAUUGGAAUAUUCAUGUUAACUUUGUAUUUGCACUGGUUUGUUUAUGCACUUAUUUUCUAAUUAGUUAUUUAUUAGCUACUGAUUUUAUAAUAAUUUCCUACUGAAAACCAGUUGUUAAGUCUAAGAAAGAUUUUAAUUAUGAUCAUUUACUUAAUUAUGAUCAAUUGUUUAAUUAUAUGCUUUUUUAUUUUAUUUUUUUUUAUUUUUUUUUUUUUUUUAGGACUUCAUACAAGUAGAUGAACUGGUGCUGUUCCAUUUUAUGUGCUAACUCAUAAAGGAAUGCUAAACAAUUUGACAAAAUCAUGUGUUCAUUUAAUUUUUUUCUCUCAAAAAUUCAAGUUCUCAAUGUGAGUCUUUACCUGUGAAAAGAUUAUAAGUACAGAUCAAAAGAUAUACAUGUAUAAAAAACAUCUUUUAAAAAAGUUGUUCACUUAGGUAGGGUUGAAUAUUUGGAAUGAAGUUGAUAUAAAUAAGGCUGAUCUUUUUUCUGCAAAACUUCCUUGCCAAAAACAAUAAAUAAUAAACCUUAGUGCAUUGUCAGCUUAUGACAAAUACUCAGGUGCCUAUGAUAUACAGAUUCUCUAGUGACAGCUCAGUGUUCCUAGUUAAGUUACAGAUUCUUUUAAAGUAUCCUAGAACAUAGUUUAAAGUACUGAAUUUACACGAUUAGUCAAAAAUAGGCGACUUUAUUUUGCACAAUAACCUGACAGACAAGGAAAAUAACUAAUUGAUCUAUAGAAUCCAAGAAUUUGGGGCUUCUCAUUAAGUACUACUCAUAAAUUGUUCUUACUCCCGAUUCCUUGCUCUUAGUCAGGUAGCCUUAAUUUAUUUAGAGAAAAAAGGGUUUGAUAUUUUCAUGUGACAAUAUCUAUGACUUCUCUAUAAAUUCCACACUAAAAAUAGUCCACAUUUUUUCACAGAAUCAUGGAUUUAGAGGUGGAAAGUAACUUUGAGAUCAAAUCUAAUCCAUCUCCCUCAUUUUACAUAUGGAUAAAUCAGGCUUAGAGACAUAAAGUGACUAGACUAGUUCAUGUGCAUAAUUCUAAUAAAUACAUGCCAGAGACAGGUCAGUAAUCUCCUGACCUAGUAUAGGGUGAUUGACAGCAGAGGCUAAUUUAGAAUCAUUCAGGAAUUUAAAGGAUAUCAAAUUCAAUGGUUUUUAAAUUCUAAGUACUUUUUUUUUCCAGAAAUGUAUACCUAUCAUAUGUCAAUCAAGAAGCAGCAAUCAUCAUUUCAAAAACAACUAAAGGAUUUACUUUCAUGUAUAACAUGUGCAGCAGUACCACUUAUUAAAAGCAAAUUGAGGUAAAUGGUGAGAUUCUGCACAAAACAAAUAUAAAGGUUUAGGUUCAGAGAAAUUUAGAAAACAAAUCUUAAGCAAAGUGAAACAGAACAACUUUCUGUUUCUCGAUGCAUUACCAAGUUCAUCUUAUUUUGCUGUGGCCACCGAGAGUCAUGCAUAUGCAGUGUGUACAUUUUUAUUACUGGUCAGUCAGUAUUUUUUUUAUGGAAACAUGAUCAUGCUGUUUCCAUCUUCAAUGUAACAUAGCUGCUACAUAAUUUUUUUAAAUAAACACUCUUGUGCCUGAGGAAAGAUUUGCCUUUAAAAAGGAGCUCAGAACACCUUCCUAGAUUUCCUCAUUAUUCUCCUCUAUGGUACUGGGAAUACAACAGGAAAUACUGUUCUUAAAUUACAUGUGAAUGUGUCAGUAAUACUCUGCUACAUAUCUGGAUAUCUGUACUCAGUUUAUAACCCAAUGCAAAAUGAUUAGAAAAUACAAAGACUAUUUCUUCCCUCUAAUUCAGACAAAAGUAUUAUCUCUAAUUCUACAGCAUAUGUUUGAUAUUAAAAGUUUGUUUUAAAAUGCCAAUGGGGGAGGGGGAGGAAGAUUGCUUUGAAGCAUUUACAAAAUACUUAUUUUAGCUAAAACUUGCUAGAAUGUGAAAACUUAGAAAUGAAUAUCUAUGUCUCCACACAAAAGCAGUUCGUAUUCAUAAAUUCAUAGGAUCUUAACCAUCAUCUAGGACUACUACUCUUUAUAGCUGAUGAUACAGGUCCAGAAAUUUUGUAUGACUUGUCUGAAGGAAACACAACAUUAGAAGAAGCCAACCUGAAAAAUAAAAAUAACCCACAGCAACAAAUAAUAAAAAUAAAAACAAAAACAAACGCCUUGACUAAAUAAAAACAGAAAAGAUUUAGGGAUUGCAAUAGGUAAAGAUGCUGUAAAACUUGUUGUUUUAAAGAAGUACAUUAGUAGUAUCUAUUGAUAGGAGAAGAUGAGACAGGAAGGAAUCGUAAGGUAAUUGUUCAUUUACUGAACUACUGACUGCAAGUCAACUGGUUCUAGGCUCCAAGUCAAAAGAAUUGUUCAGGAUGCUAAGAAAACUAAAAUCACUAAAUAUUGCGAAAAUGCCUGUUAAGGAAGAAAGGGAAUUGUUCAGGUAGUAGAAGACAAGGAAGAAUCUUCAAAGAAAAGAAGAGUUUUAAACAAAGAGUAAUAAACCAUUUUUUGUUUUACAUCACUAAGAACAGAAGAAGAAAUAAGAGGAUUACCAGGUUAGUUGGGAGGUUUAGGUUAGUUAAAAAAUAUUUUUCAAAUAAACAUUACACUAAAAUGGAUUAUUAUGGAAGUUUGUGGAAUCUCCUUUAGAGUAAAGACACAGUUGUUUGGUAUAGUUUAAAUAGCUUGAGGGUACUAUGCCUUAAAGUAUCAUAGCUCUUAUAAUUUUGUGAAAAUCUAAGAGAAAAAUAUUUUAAAUUCUUAGAUUAGACAUAAAGACACUUGGUAAUCUUUGAAAAAUAAGUAAACAGUCUUAACAUUUUUCCAGUGUACCUAUCCAGUAUUUCUUUUUUGAAGAAUAGACAAGAAUAGUUUCUUUCUAUCAAGAUAAUGGGCAUCCUUGUUUCACCCUCUUUCUAUCAAGCAGUAUUUUCUAUACUAUCUUUUUAUAAUUUUCAGAACACUGAAAUUAAUAGGAAAAAGUACCAUGAUUAUCAGAGGACAAUAAAACAAAUAUGCUCAAUGAUAUUUAGGAAAUCAAUGGUGAACAUUCCCCAAUAAAAACCUUUAAAAUCUGUCCAUUUCAGAAAAGAAAUUUGAGCCUACAGCUAUAUAAGGAGCUGGCUGGAUGUGAAUACAUUUAUUUUUUUCCAUGUAUUGGAAAAGUUAUUUCCAAAUAUAAAUUUAACCAUGGCUACAUAAGGCCAAUGAUGAACAUGUAAAUCAAAUGACUUGCACCAAAAAAAAAAAAAAGAAAAGAAAAAGAAAGAAAGAAAAAGGAAGGAAAAAAGAGAAAGAAAGAAAAAGAAUUAUAAAGUGUGAGGAAGAGGAGCAAAUAAAGGAAAAUGUAUUUUCUACUACAGUAUGAAUAUCAAUUUCCAUGUUUGACUGUAUAAUAGUUCAUUGCUAAUCACAAUGAGAAACCAUAUCUUUCAAAAAUCUUUUCUGGAUUAUGAAUUGGUUGAAUUAUGAUUUCUUAGUGAAACAAUUUAUGGCCACAAACGUAUUAUUAACAGUCGAUAUGAAGUAGUAUUAAAUUUGAAGAAAAUUUUUUGGGAAAAAAAACAGUUUUGCUUCUUUAUAAAUAUAGAACAUUUAAACUAAACUAAAAUGUUUAAAUAUGUUUGAAAAGAAUUGGAAAAAUAAUACCUACUUCUUCAGAAAGCUGCUAACUUAGAGUUGAUGGUAUAACCAUUACUAAUAUAAGACUAACAGAGUCCUCAGUUCUUUUAUUUUUUUAAAUAAAUGUUCAAUAGUCAUUUUGUGUCCAUGAUAAAUUCAUCUACUUCACAAAAUGCUUUCUGAAAAGAACCUUUUUUUUUUUUUUUUUUUUUAAAGAUGGGGACAUUGAUUUUGAGGAGGUGAAGUCAACUGAUAUUUUUCUAUUGCAGCUUGAUCAUGUUAACACCCAAAACAUUGUAGCUGUUAUUCAUUUGAUUUUGUUCUCCUAAUACAUAUAAUAGUAUAUUCAGGGGUCAAAAAUAUUUCCCUAUUAAUGAUUUGUCCUUAUUUAUAUUCUAUCAAAAAAGUUUUUAAGAAACUACCUUAGCUUAAGGGCACAGGUACUUAUAAAUAUGCAAUAUCACAUGAUUGCAUGAGAUUUUUUUUUGUCAUGUAAGUUUUCUCAUAAUCAUCAUAUAAAUGCUUUAGAAUUCUUAUUUUUCCUGUGAUUCCUUCUCCAUGAGGAAUGUGAUACAUGUGCUUGUUCUCCUUUACAUAAAGAAAUGCAUGGCUUUAAUCUUCAGUUCAUUUUAAACUUUUUUAUUGUGGAGUUAUUUAAAGUUUACCUAUUAAAACUGAAGACUACAUAAACUGCUAGGCCAAAUCACUUUUUGUGUGAUUAGUAUUUAUUUGCUGGCUGCUAACAUUCUGAUUUUUUUUAAAUUAACAGUAUUUAGAAUUACCUGUUAAUCACUGUGGAAACAUUAGAAAAUUAAUCUAAUAGACCUCUCUAUAAAGAUAUGACUUAUUAAAGCAAUUUUUACAUAUAAACAUUUGACACCAGAGAACCAAAAAAAAAAAAAAAAAAGGUAAGGAAAAUGUUAAAAAGCAACUAGCCAAUCUUAUAGAAGCACCAUUAUUUGUGAUACUGGUAGUUAUUAAAAAAAAAAAAAAGCAAAAAUCAUUCUCUUCUUUCAGUUCACAGUAAUGAUUGCAAAACAGAUCUCCAAGGAAAUAAAUUACCUUUGAACUGUUGCCACAAAUUUCAAAUAUAACUUGACUUAGUCAAUUUAUUGAGUCUUUGAAAAUUAGUUUUAUGAUAUUUUAAUAAUCUAUUAUGUUUUUAUUUGCAUGAUGCUCCAUAUAUAAUGAACCAUUCAGAAUUCUUUAUCUUUCUUUAUACUGUUAACAUUGGUGCAAUUUUUGGUAAACUUUGAUUUCUGUUUUGUAUAAUUAUUACUUUAAUACUUUAACUUUUCAUUGAAAAAAAUGUUGUUUUGUCCAUUCAGAGUUAAAUGAUAUGGAAAUUUUUUAGAUAGUAAUAAUCCUAUAUACUGAUUGAUUUCAAAACUCAUAUCAAAACUCUUCUUGUGUUGCAAAUUGAUUUGCAAUUGAAUUGCAAAACUCAUGAAUCUAAUGAACUUUGUUGUCCUGUGUAUGGAUUUGUUUUUAAAAAGGAAAUAUUUUUCAUGCAAAUUUAUCAUUCCCUGUUUUAUUUAACUGUGGACAAUCCUAGAUGAAUGUCUUGUGAAGGAGUCAUACAAUAUGUGCUUGUUAUUUGUAUAGUUCUUGCUUUGAAAUGUUUGGAAAAGCUGCGCUAGAAUUAAGAAAAAAACAGGAAGUUAAUGAUAUUGAUUCUUACCUCUUUGUUACCAGUUGAAUGCAGUGUAACAACAUAGCUCUUCCAACAGUAAAUAAACUUGUUAUCUUUUGUUCA